Triticum dicoccoides is the source of this 624-nucleotide messenger RNA. RefSeq names its product probable E3 ubiquitin-protein ligase ATL45. The transcript has a single exon. The coding region runs from base 1 to 624 and encodes 207 amino acids. Lineage: Eukaryota; Viridiplantae; Streptophyta; Magnoliopsida; Poales; Poaceae. The record is from RefSeq and is a predicted model, not a curated record.
AUGGCCAUGGAUUGCUUCUUGAUGGUCAUCGCCAACACCGUCUACACCGGCGGGACGGCCAUGAUGGUCUACGCGUUAGUCUACCUGGCGCGGAAGCCCCACAGCAAGGGCUCCAUCGUUGCGGUCUCCGUCUACCUCCUGUUCAUGAUCAGCCUCACGGCCUGCGUGUACAGGGCCGCCUAUCGCGACUUCUUCCAGCGGUCGGCGCUGCGUUGGUGCUUGGCCUCCGCCCACAGGGCACUCCAUGGCGCGGGCCGACUUCUCUGCUCGUCGUGCCUGUGCGCGUGCGCCCGUGGAAGCGGCGGCAUCGCUCUGCCGCAAUUUCUGGACCAGACAACGAGUCACAUGCCCGCGCUGGUCCGGGAGCCACCGGUGCAUGGUGGCGCGCGGGUGGUGACGGUGUAUGGCAUCCCGGCGUACGAGCAGCCGGAGGGCGGCGGUGGGUCGGAGUGCGUGAUCUGCCUCGGGAAGGUGAAGAAGGGGGACGCGGUGAAGCGGAUGCCGGCGUGCCUGCACAUGUUUCACCAGCAGUGCAUCGACCCGUGGCUGCACGAGCACUCGACGUGCCCGGUCUGCCGGUGCAACAUCUUCGCGCCGUUGCCGGCCGAAAUGCAAAUGGUAUGA